Molecule: messenger RNA, 966 nt
Organism: Mercenaria mercenaria
Lineage: Eukaryota; Metazoa; Mollusca; Bivalvia; Venerida; Veneridae
Exons: 2
Coding region: 155-523 (122 amino acids)
Source: RefSeq, a predicted model, not a curated record
UUGAUCGGAUAGCAGCAGUCCAGCUUCUAGCAUCGCUCUUAUCAGCUUUUAAUUCUGAAGCCUUUAAAAAUGCAUUAGCUGAAAGUAGAAUAUACGGUGUAAAUAUACUUUUGAUAAGUCUCAACGCGAGUGUAGUGUCAAUUGUAGUAGCAGAAUGAUGAUAUACGUGUUAAGUCAGCGUUUCUCAGGGCGUUCUCGCUGGAAGAAAGGUCGUCUUAAGAAAAGGAAAAAGACAAAGAAGAAAAUUAUGGCACAGGAAAAGGAGCAAAACAAAACUCACGAAAGAAAGCACACGUGUGAAAUGAUGUUAGGAUUUAUCUGUUUUGCUGUUUUAAUAGUCACAUGUUGUCAUAGACUGUCACUUAGAAGUGUGUAUGCUGUAUUUUCGACACUGGUUGUUGUAUCUAUUGUGAUUUUGAUGUACAACAAAAACAGUUAUAACAUGAUUAGACAACUGACUAUUAACGAGGGAAAUACUGAUAGAAAAUUGAAUGUAACCGCGAUGUCAAACCGUGAGAUAUAGAUAAAGACAAAUUAAUAUGACGAUAAACUUGCAAUAUUCAGUUGACAGUUAAGAUUUAAUUUAGUCCUCAUAUUUCCUCAAAUAAAAUUCUACAUGACAAGUUUAAAGAAAAACUCUGGACAAUCUACAAUAUUUUACAAACAGGUAUAACUGAAGUUUUAUUUUCAAAGUUUAAAACUCAAAAUACAGUGUGUCCCACAAAAUCUUAUUUUACAGUUUAUACUCCAAAAAUUACGUGCAUUUAAUUCAUUUGGACCUUCAGCCACCUUGUCUGGCUUCCGAACAUUUGCUUUAAUGGGUAUAUCUGAAAGACUAGGUUUGCGAAUAAACACAUCCUUUAUAUCUUCAAUAUUUCAAGUUCAAUAUGUUCAUGUAUCACACGGAAGCUCGACUAUUAACAUCAGUUCUGUCUGAAUAUAUAUUACUUAUUAAAAUGUUUUGAA